Messenger RNA from Podarcis lilfordi (Lilford's wall lizard), 24790 nucleotides. NCBI's taxonomy places the organism in Eukaryota, Metazoa, Chordata, Lepidosauria, Squamata, Lacertidae. The record is from the annotation of a GenBank genome assembly.
ACAAACGAAAGAAGAACUAAAAUGGCGGCGGCAGCGGCUGCGUCUGGGGAGCGCCGUUCCCGGUCACAUGACCGCCCGAUCUGGGAGGGGGAGCCGGGAGUGUUUUCUCUUUCAUUUCCGACGGGCUCCCACACGUAGGAAACCCGGCAGUGCCUUCUGUUCCUCGUCAGAACCCGGGUCUGGCGGCGGGUGGGUCGCCGAGGGGCGGCGGAGGCGGCGGCCGGGAGGCAGAGACGCGUCUCCACCCAGCGCGCGCCGCUCUGGACGCGCCCUCCUCCUCCUCCUCCGCCACUGGAAGCGGAGCGGGGCAGAGAGAGGAAAGCGCUCAGGUGAGUGACGGCCAGCGGCGCCCCAUAAGCAGCCGGGGGGGGGGAGGGAAGGAGGAGGAGAAAGGGCCAGAGCCCCUCACACUGUUCUCAACAAAGCCCCUCACGCCUGGAGGAGGGAGGGGGUGGCAAAAGGCUACUUCAACAGUCACCUCAACCAUAAAUAUUGACAACAGCGCCCUACAAAUGCUCUCUGCGUAGGGGGCAGGGUAGGCUCAAAACGUCAUCAUAAAGGAUUUUAAUCUGCAUUUUGACAGCAUACUCCCCCAAAGGGGCUAACCUAUAAAAGUAUACAAUGCAAUAUGAAAAUCUAAAAUGCCCAUUUCAUAAACUGACAUGGUGAAUUGCCUUGAGAUCUUUUGAUGAAGGGCAGUACAGUGGUUAAGUACUUAAUUCGUUCUGGAGGUCCGUACUUAACCUGAAACUGUUCUUAACCUGAAGCACCACUUUAGCUAAUGGGGCCUCCUGCUGCUGCUGCGCCGCCGGAGCACGAUUUCUGUUCUUAUCCUGAAGCAAAGUUCUUAACCUGAAGCACUAUUUCUGGGUUAGCGGAGUGUGUAACCUGAAGCGUAUGUAACCUGAAGCGUAUGUAACCCGAGGUGCCACUGUAUAUAAAUAAAAUAACAUUUAAUAAUGCAUGCACGCACACCCCACACACUGUGUCCCCAGGGUGGGUGGGUGGGUAUCUGGCUUGAUCUGUCUGUGCCUCAUCUCUGGGGAAGCACUUAAUUCCCUCCGUCACCCCCCAAGUUAAAUCGGUUUGUUGCGGGCUUGUGGCAUUGAUGUGCUGCCAAAAGCAUCCAUUCAAGGUGGCUCAGGGUUAAAAGCACUGGGCACCCACACAUCCAAACACCUAUCAUUAAACCAGUAGGGUCAUUACAGGUGGCCACCGCAGACGCAUUUGUUCUGAGGUGGUUGUGGGAAAGUCAUGCAGUGUUGUCUCUCACAGUUGCUUAUAACCGCACUUUCAGCCCGUCGCCCCUCUCACUUUUCCGUACUGCAAAAAGUCAGAUUUUUAGAAGCAGGUUUGUGGCACGUGAGCUUGAAAUGUGUUUUGGUUGUGGAACCUGAAUUUAUUUGCUGGCAUCUGAAUCCCGCCCUUUCCUCAUAUGGCCCCCAAAGAAGAAUUUAAGCAAAAUAAAUAGAAUAAAACACUAUUGCAGUCAAAUAGGAAUAUCGAUUCUGUAGGGGGCUGCAGAAUUUAAAAAUUGCCAUGAAAUAAAACAGCAUCAUGGCAAUGUACUGUAUAAAACUUGGGAAAAUGAAACUGUUUUCACUCCAUGCCUAAAAGAUGAUGGUGUAUGCACCGGGCAAAUUGACAACUUGCAACAUUUCUCUUUAGUUUCCUUGUGCCUGUGUCUUUUAAUAGGAACCUGACUCAUGAAAAUGACACCACUGAAGGUUUCCCUGCUGCUUAGCUCCAUGUACACAAUUAAUUCAUUUUUAGUUCAACGGUGUAGCUUUUCUCCAGAAUUGUGGUUACUUGAGAUCUGCAGAUGACAGGUGGUAUACAAAUUUAAUAAAUAAUAAUAGGCAUUUGAAACCCCUCCCCUCUAGGGGUUCAUUGACACCUUUUCUUCCCCACAUGCACCCACCCACAACAUCACUGGACAAAUGACUGCAGGGCAAUCAGUCUGCAAUAAGUUUUUACUUUCAGAAUGAAUUCUGUUUCUCAAGAAGUGUUUUUCAGGGGCAAAAAACAUACAAUAAAUCUAGUUUGUAUUUGGACUACAUAGCGGGGGUAGUACUCUUUCUCCAUUGACUCUAAUACAAAAUGUUUGUACACAGCCCUAGUCACUGUUUAAAGGCCAAGGGGGAGGGCCAAACUGGUAACCCUGUAUCACAUGUGGGGGGAAACCCUGUGCCACCAGCCAGUCCUUAGCCUGCCUUAGGCGGUUGAAAUACAAUAUCCUGUGCUAUAGGCCUGGCUGUUUCUAGUAGACUCCUUUAAACAGCCAUGUGACAGAUUAAAAGCCAAAGGCAGCAGUCUCCCUGAAGUUUAAGUCUUCCCAGUUGGAUCUCUGCAUGUCACACAGCUAUGAAAAAUGCAAGAGGGAACUGGCAACUUGGUGGGAUGAGCAGAGGGGUUAGAUCAGUUGCUAAUUGAUGUGUGUUUCUUGCAAUGUUCUCAGCUAAAAUAUAUAAUUCAGUGCACCUCCCUCGCUGGUUUUCUUACAGAGGCACUGUCUUUAAAGUUUGCUCAUAAAUUUGCAGCGUCUGUCUGAGAAGUAGAAGUUUCACACAAUAAAACAUUAAUAGAAAUGUUUCCUCAUGGAGUCUCCUUCCCUUUCAGUGUCAAUGGCAGUGCAAUCAAUGCAUAUGAACCAAACACUAGAAAUGAAAGCAAAACUAAUGAAUCAAUUUUACUGCCUCACCCCAAGUGGCAGAUGGCAGCAUUUUAAGAUCUUUGCCAGAUCUUUUAUCAGCCAUAAAUGAGUCUCUUGACUCUUGAAGAGGCUCUGCAUGUAGAUUUCUUUCACACAGUGUUCUCAGUUUCAGUCUUUUCGUUUAUCCUGCUCCUUAAUAUCUCCCCACCCCCAUCCCGCUUUCUGUUUUUCUCAUCUGGCUCAAACAGAAAUGGCAAUGCCAGUCAAGACAACCACAUAUUUGGUUGAUUGUGUAGAAGGAAUCAAAAGUUAAGCCCCUGACCUUCUGCUUAUCCAUAUGGUGACAGAAAGAUAAAGUCCAUGAAGAAAUCAGGAGUUUCUUUUCUCUGGCUUCCUCCUUUCGUCACAGCUUCAAAAAUAUCAGCAUGUUGGCAGGAUUUUUUGGCUAAGUCUGUAAAAUCUGGCAGCAGCUCUGGCUGCGCUGGGAUCAUUGGCAGAUACUAAAGUGUGGAAGGCAUGGUAGAGAUGGAAAAGAGAAGUAGCAACAGCUGAAGUCCUCAGACCACUUCCUCUAUAGAGUUGUGAAUCUUGCAAGAUUAAAAGGGGUUUAAAGAUUGCAGCAUUUGAAAUUUCUGUUUUGCCCUUUUUGGUGCCAACUUUUAAUUUGGCCCCUGUAUCACAGCCUCUGGUGGCAGCUUGAUCUGCAGACAUUUGCAGGUGGUCAUGUUUUUCUUCCUGCUAUCAAUAGCUUCCAAAUGCUGAUUUCUGCAAAUCAAGCUGCUGUUUAAGGCUCAAGAGCAGCCCAAGCAGGUUUUCUGGUCAGCUGGCAUCCAAUGCCAAUCCAGUUUAGUUAGAACUUCUCCAAGGCUUUACAUAGUCAGCUGCAUUAAAUCCUGCUAAGAUUUUAAUUUGACUAGAUUUCAGAGCUGAUAUAACAUUUUAUCCUAGGUAAAGAUGUGAAGCCGUGUUGGAGCAUUGAUUCAGCAUCCAUCUCCAUGAAUCUUAAAUUUCCAAUCAAAUACAUUAGUUCUUUCUGUGAUUGCAGGCAUAAGAUUUCAACCUGUCAAUGGUUUUUUUAUAAAGAUUGGUCUACAAGAAGAGAACAGCUAUAUGGAGCAAAUAAAAACAUGUUAAAUCAUUAACAAACAUCAGUUUCAAGUUUAUUAGCUGCUUGCUACUCAGUGUCAGCUGAAUGCUUUUGUUUGUUGCUUGUUUGUAUAAUGUACUUUGCAACUUCCAUUUCAUCAUGAAUAAUAUGGGGAGGGGGAGAGCCAUGCAUGAUACCCUGAACUUGAAGGAAAGGUAUAUAAAAAGGAAAAAGGAAAACAAAUAACUAAAUUAAAAACAGUUUCAUAACUGGUGCAAUUUCUUUGCUACACUUGCACUAAAAGAAACAGUUCCACUUCUCUGCCUCCCCCCACCCUUUAGCAGUCUGUCAUUAACUGCCAUGUGGGGAGGAUCCUGGUGUAUUGUUAAAUGUUAAUAAUGUUUCUUGUGCUUUACAAAUACAUAAGUGAGUGCUGUUUGUAAGCUGCUUUGUAUUAUAACCUGAAAGGCAGGAUAUAAACAAUUGUAACAAAGCCAUAAUAUAUUGGAAGCAGUUUUGCACGAAGUCAGACAAUGGUCCAUCAAUCUCAAUAUUAUUGAUGCUGACUAGCAGUAGCUUUCCAAGGUUCCGGGCAGGUCUUUCUCACUGGAGAUACCAGGGGUUGAACCUAGGAUUUACUGUAUGCAAAGCAUGUCCUUUUCUACCAAGCCAUUCCUGUACUUCAUCGGUUUCAGCGCCAUGUAAACAAACAAGUUUCUUUUUGGAAUAAGAGGAAGUAGAAUAUGCAUUUUGAUGCAGCCUACCUACAAGAUUAUGAUGCCCAUUUCAGCAACUAGUGCACAUAGGACUGAGCAUUUUAAUUUUGUUUCCUAGGUAAGGAUGGCACAGAACAAAUACCUCGCAGCAAAACUGAAAAACUAUUUGCGAGAAGACAAAAUUCAGCUAUGGAAACCCCCAUAUACAAACAGCUACCAGGAGGCGGGUGAGGAGCUGAAGGCAAGUAGUCUGUGGCUGGCAUAUUGUUGCUGCUUUUUAUUUCGUGCAAAUUUACUGCUUUCAUUUCUUAACAGAUCCAUUUUUAUCAUCCUAGGCUCUCGCACUGCAAUAUUCAGCCAGGCUAAAUUGUAAUGACAAUGAAAUAGAGGCCCUCCUGGAAGAGAUACGCUCCAAAGCAGUCGAGCGAGGAACGAAAAAUGAAGCAUAUAAGAUGACAGGAGUUGCGACGCUUGAAGUAGCCUUGCCUACAAGGAUGGGUAAAGUAAGUAAUUGUUUAAUGUUCUCAAAAGAAGCAUAUGUAAUACGUUCAGUAAUUGCUGUGGAUGUGUAACAAAUGGAAACAUUUCAUGUGUACAGAACAGGCAGAUAGGCUGCCUGAUAUGGGUCUUCUCCUUGCCUUAUGUAGGGGUGAUGGAGCAAGGAGCCACUCGAUUGGAUAGCUCAGUUGGUUAGAGCAUGGUGCUGAUCAUGCCAUGGUCUCAUUUUUGAUCCCCAUAUGGGAUAGUUGCAUAUUCCUGUAUUUCAGGGGGUUGGAUUAGAUGAUUCUCAGAAUAAUUUCCUUUUUUUUCCAAGUGAAUUUUUAUUGUUUUCCUUACAUAUUCUUUUCCAACAAAUUGUAAUAGCACCAUACAUUCCCUUUGACUCUGCCAAGUCACGACCCCCCUCCCUCCCCACAACUGGUAUAUUUAUCCUCUUUCCAUCACACACAUCAUUCUCAAAUUAGUACUGUUAUACAUUGGAGGUAUUAUGUCAAUCCUGCUAGUGUCUUGACCUCUUUACAAUUCUUCUUUAAAUAUUCAAUAAAUUUACUCCAGUUAUUUUGGUAUCUUUGAUCUCCCUGGUCCCGGAUCCUCCCUGACAGUUUGGCAAGUUCUGCAUAUUCUGUCAACUUCGCCUGCCACUCCUGUAUAGUUGGUAUAUCUUGUACUUUCCAUCUUUGGGCCAGAAGGGUCCUCGCAGCAGCUGUAGCAUACAUGAACAAAUUUUGAUCUUCUAUUUUAAUUUCUGUUCCUAUUAAGCCUAAUAGACACGCUUCCGGUCUUUUGGGGAAAGUAUAUCUAAAUAUUUUUUUGAGUUCAUUAUAAAUUGAUUCCCAAUUUUUUUUUAUCUUAUCGCAGGUCCACCACAUAUGGAAAUAGUCCCCAUCUGCCUUUUUGCAUUUCCAACACUUUCUUUCUUUUUUCCUAUACAUUUUAGCUAAUUAUACUGGCGUCAAAUGCCAUCUGUACAUCAUUUUUAGCAAGUUUUCCUUUAAAGCCAUGCAUCCUGUGAAUCUCAAGAAUAAUUCUCAGAAUAAUUUCCAGCUGCACAAUUCUAAUAUUCAGUGAUUGGACUUCUUUCGUUUUACCUUAAGGCUUCAUCGCAUGGAACUUCACAGUUGGAAAGGAUAAAGUGUUGAGUGUCGUGCUUGGUCCUCCAGUGCUUUUAAAAAGCAAUUUACAGAUUUGACAUUGGUGUCAAAUAGCCCUAACAUACACCAUUGUUUAGAAUAAAAACACUCAAUUCCGGAAAGAAAUUUGGAUUUCUUGAAUUUUUUAAGUCUCCUUGGAAGGAACCACACAGUUCGCUUUAACUUGGCAUUUAUAUCUCGGCAGGCAAGAAAAAAUGUGCUGGAGACAAAAUUGGUCAUCACAGGCAAGGAGCUCAGAUCUCAGUAAGUAAUUACCAAUUGCCUUUUUGAGGUUUUCUUCCCUGCCCCCCUUUUAUAUAGUUCUUUUAGUACCAUAUAAUUUGGGUCUGGUGUAUUCGUAUUUGAUAUUUAACUUAGUAAUGCCUCCUAAAUUGAACACAGUAAUGGCACCUUUGGCAUAUUUUGCAAAUAUUUGUAUCAAAAGGUGCAGGUGGAUUUUGUGCAUAUUUUUUCAAAAGUAAGUCUGUGAAUUCAUUGGGAUUUACUUGUAGGGUUAUAGCCCUGUGUGAUUAUCAGUUGAAACAAGAACGGGACUGACGAAGCCUUUUGCUUCUGUGUGGUUCUUGGUCUAUAGCAGUGGUUCUCAAACUCCCCCCAUCCCCAUGGACCAUUUGAAAAUGGCUAAGGGUCUUGGUGGACCACUUAAUGUUUUUUUUCUGCCUGUUGUAGCAAAAGUCAACUUCCUGUCUGUGUAGUAAAAAUGUGUGGGGGAAAACCUCAUUAUUCAGAAAAAAAUAAAAUAUUUCAGUAUUUCCUCCCCCCCCCCCCGAAAAAUAAGUUAGAAGUAAACAAAAAACACUAAUACCCUGUUAAAACUGAAUAGCAUUUAAUAUCUAUUGCUCUGCUUCACAGAAUAGCACAAGCAUAUGGAUUGGAAGAAAAUUGCAUCAAAAUAAUUAUAAAUAAGAAGCAGCUUGACCUGGGUAUGUAUCUUAUAGUUUCAAAUACGGUAACCAUUUUGUGCGCAUAUGAUUGACAUGAAACCGCCAACACACACGCUGCUUUUGGCCCUAGAAGACGGCAGAGGUUGGAGCAGGCUUACGUGUGACUGCUGACAUGCACACUGACCUGGAACACAACCCUCAUGCAAAUGGCAAGAUGCCUGUAUUUACUAUAAAGUAUUGUACAGCCACAGCCAGUAUUUUAAUUGAAGCUGUGCCUCUUUUCUUUUUCUUUUUCCUUUUAAGCCAUACGUUUAAAAAACUUUUAAUCCCAUAUUCCUUCAGCUGACUUUGACGCGUUAAACUUGCUUCCAUUUUACAGGAAAGACUCUAGAAGAGCAAGGUGUGACGCACAAUGUCAAGGUCAUGGUGCUUGAGCUGAAACUGUCCGAAGAAGAAACCAGGAAGAAAGUCCGCAGUGAGGAAAUGCAACAGGAGGAAGAGGCUGUGAAGAAAAAAGAAAUGAACAAAAGGAUGCAAAGGACAAAAAAAGGCUUAGAAAUACUUGCAGAGCGAGGUAAGGAGCUCUUGUAAAUCCCAUCAUUAGCAGUACAGAUUAAAAUUCCAUUUAAAGAAGAAUAAUGAAAUGGAAAGGGCAUUGUCCUGCUUUGCAAAUAGUGUGAAGAUGCAUGUCGUUCUUAAAGAGAGUCAAAGCUGGUUUUUCUCUCACAGUGUAAGCCCAGAUCUGCUUUUCCCUCAACAGACAUACCAGCAAUUGCAGUCCUGGAACACCUAUCAGCCUUGCCCGUCCUUCAUGCUUCAGGCAUGUCAGAUGCUGCUGUGGUUGCUCGAGAGUAACCAGGCAGGACUCCGACCUGUCUUUUACAGGCUUCAUUUUGGGUCAAACUAUUUACAGUGCAGAGCGUCAUAAGUUCAUGUCUGGCUCAAUCGCUAGCAGAAUCCGGGAUUGCUUUGUUCUUGUACCUCCCCCAACAUAAAAGUUCCGUCACCCCCAGCCUUUUCUGCCCCUCCCUGCGCCUCAAGCUACUGCGCAUGAUGGGCGAAGGCAGGGGUAUUCUUCCCUCCUCUCCGGCUUGCUCAGGUGCGGUGUUAAGGCUCUUUCUAGCAUCCUCUGGUUCUUGCACUUCUUCUCCACUGGAGGUGGGGGUUUCCACCUCGCCAGAAGAGGAACUGCUUUGCAAGUUUUUCGGAGGCUCCCUGUCACACAAUUCCCCCAAUAUCUCUUGCCUCUGCGCCAAUGGCAGUUCCCUGACAAGGCAGUUUGUGGGUGUUUUGUUCGCUUACAGCAGAGAAGAGGGACCUUUUGGGCCAGAAGGCCAAAGCAUUAUAUCCCACCCCAUGGGUCACCCACUCCUAACUUCGACAGGUGCUCCACAAGGAUACCAUGUUUCUUUGGUCAUGGUUCUAAAAUCCAGAAUGGUCCAUGCAACUGAAUGGUUGUAUGUGUGUUAUUCCAGCUAGGAGUUUGUCACUGUCAUGGGUGUGAGACACCUGGUUUGCAUGUAAUGCUAAAUAAUAAUAAUAAAUUUAUUAUUUAUACCCCGCCUAUCUGGCUGGGUUUCCCCAUCCACUCUCGGCAACUCCCAAUAGAAUAUUAAAAACACGACAAAUGCAUCAAACAUUAAAAACCUCUUUAAACAGGGCUGCCUUCAGAUGUUUUCUAAAAGUCAGGUAGUUGUUUAUUUCCUUGACAUCUGAUGGGAGGACGUGCCACAGGGCAGGAAAAAUACCUCAAUUUCUUUUGGACAGAGUUGUGUAUUAUUAAGAACCUCAUUCAGGAACCACAAAAUACCUACUUUAAAAAAAAAUAAAGAUGCAACACAAUAAUCAAUUAUUUCUUGUGGCAAUUGUUUUAUCCAGAAACUAAUACAGAUGUGUUGUAUACAGAAUGAGAACAAUCCAGUGAAGCAGGCAUUGUAUUUUAUAGAUGCAAUAUUGAGAAACAGUGUCUUGGUCUAUACAUUAUUGGAAUUUAAAGGACCCAGAGCUAAUCCUGCGAAGACACAUAUUUCCUCAUUUUCUGUCUGAUCUGUUUCAGAGGAUUCCAUGGAUCCCAACAGAGCACCUUACCUGGACAUAGCAAACCAAACCGGAAGAACGAUCAAUAUUCCUCCACAAGCAAAAAAAGUGAGUGUAUGCUGUGAAUAAGUUGUUCAUUCUGUUCUGUUCAUUUCCCCGAAGAACAGGAAAGGCUUGCUUUUAAUUGCAGUUUGCACUAAGGUUUAGUGUUAGUAAAAUGCUUUUCCCUUCACCCCCACAGGCUCUUUUCUUAGCCAUGGGCUAUCAUGAAAAGGGCAGAGCAUUGCUGAAGAAAAAAGAAUAUGCUAUGGCGCUGCCGUUCUUGUUGGAUGCAGAUAAACAUUUCUGGUAAGAACCUCUUGGUACUUUUAAAACAACUUUGGAUAUGGUUCUUUACAGAGCAAUCCCAUAAUGUUCUUUUAAAAAGAACUGGCAGUGUAUCGCUGCUAUAACCAGAACAUGCCCCACAUGGGAAAGAAAGGAGGGCAUGUCAGAAACUUUAAAAAAAUCAGCAAAAACUCCAGCCACAUUUCCACUGCCCUUAGUAGCACCACCCCCCUGCCCACAAAUCCCAGGACAUAGCUGAAUCAAUGCUGCACACCACUCAGAAAUGAAAGGAACCAUGUCAGCCAGUCUGGGGUGAAGCCAUGAGAACACCAUGCCCCAUCAACAUGCACAGCACCCAGCAGCAUGUCACAGUGGGUGCCCCAACCCGUGGAUCGCAGAAGCAGCAAGCAUGCAGCUCCUGAGAGAUGUGAGACAGCCCUUGUGGAAGGAGCUCAGCACCCAAAAUACCACUAUAUUUACACACACUGUUUGAAUGAUAGGAUCUAGCAGAAAUUAAUCAUCAUAAUCUUCCUCUGUGCCACCCACAACAUUUUUUGCACAAGUCUUUAGGUGAUGGAAGAUAUUACGUGGUUAAAUUGUACUCAUCUAUAUGUAGCCCACCCUGGGACUGCAUGAUUAAGGGUGUGCUUCGAAUGCCUAUAAAUAAACCCAGUCUCAUUUUGGUUAUUCCUUUGCCGUCUUUCUCAUAGCGGCGGCCAUGUAUCUGGCAUUUCUGUGCUGAUACAUUGGUGCGUUCUCUGAAUCCUAUUGCCCAAGGGUGCAGAAUCAAUCAUCCAGGAAUUGCAUGCUGGCAGUAAAAGGUAAAGGACCCAUGACAGUUAAAUCCAGUCGCAAACGACUCUGGGGUUGCGGCGCUCAUCUUGCUUUACUGGCUGAGGGAGCUGGCAUUUGUAUGCAGACAGUUUUUCUGGGUCAUGUGGCCAGCAUGGUGAAACCAGAGCAGCACACAGAAACUCCGUUUACCUUCCUGCUGCAGUGAUACCUAUUUAUCUACUUGCACUUUGACGUGCUUUCGAACUACUAGGUUGGCAGGAGCUGGGACCGAGCAAUGGGAGCUCACCCCGUCGCGGGGAUUCAAACCACUGACCUUCUGAUUAGCAAGCCCUAGGCUCAGUGGUUUGGACCACAGUGCCACCCGCUUCCCUUAUGCUGGCAGUAGGAGGGGCCAAAAUAAGACUGGUUGCAGCCAUACCCUCAAAAAUUCUUCUUCAUGCCUAAUUGCUUUGUGGGGUAAUCUUCAUGGAGACUUCUUCUGGGAGGGUUAACCCUUCCCUCCCUAGCUGCACUGUUAAGAAAAGUUCCUACAGCCAUUGGGCUUAGAAACUGCCUUCUAUUAGCAUCAGUAGAAGGCACUUUCAAGCCUAUGUGAGGUGGGGUGUGCUGCAGCUGAGAUAGGAAGGCUACUGCUGGCUGCUACCACCUUUCCUACAGCCCCUAGGCCGAUGGAGUUUCAGUCAAGAACUGUACCCUUAACCACUGUGUUGCACUAAUCCACCAGACUUUUAAGGAAAAUAAUGUGUAUUUUGCAGCACUGCACAUUUUGUGUUCAUGUAAAUUCUACUAUUGGCUGAGCCUCUUUGGAAUACCAAUUGUUUUCUUGUUGUUUUUCAGUGAAUGUGGUUCAGACCUCCUGACCACUGUUGAUAAUUACGCAGUGCUGCAGCUGGACAUCGUCUGGUGCUACUUCCACUUGGGUCAGCUGGAUUGCCUUGAUGAUGCUGAGAAAAAGCUCCUUGCAGCUCAUGAUUGUUUCAGGAAGUGUUACGGAGAGAACCACGAAAGACUGGUCACUAUAAAAGUAGGCUAAAGAGGAUGGUGUGUGGUUGUGGUAGGGUUUAAUUCACUCGCCCUUGUUAUAGAAAAAUGUGUUUUGGAAAUAGGAACUGUCCCACUAGAGCUGGUUGCCUUUGGUACUCAGGACUUGCUUCUUGCUUUUCCCAAGGAAGGAGUGUGUUCUUGAGAACUAAAGGCAUGAAUACAAAAUCUCAGAAAGGAAGCGCAUUCACAAAAGAUGCAUUGAAUCCAGGACUGAUUCUGUAAGAUCACCUGUCAUGUGUCUUCCUUCCAAAUGUUGUUCUUCUGACAUUGCAUUUUUUGCACAUCAUGGAACACAGAAGUAACUCUGAGAAUUGUACUUAAACUUCUGCAAAGGCUAAGGCAGUGGUCAGGGAUAGUGGAAAUUGUAGCAACUCAGGAGGGUUGCAUGUUCUCAAUCCUUGGAAAAUUCAAGCAGAAAACCCAGUUGCGUUGUUAACACUCUUGCUAAGGAAACUGUCGUGUGGAUGUCUGUGGGCCCCUCUCAAAGAGCAACAGUCCUAGGGCCUCUGUUUUACCAAUCUGGUUAGAAAGCCUGAAAGGACUGUAUAAACUAUACUGAGUGAAGAUUGCGGACUUCUGAAAUUCUGUUGUUGCAUACAAAUGGCCUCACGUUCUGUAGCUCCUUUCAUACUCUCCAGUUAUCUGCCCCUUGAGGUUCCGUAUCUUGAAUUUGCACGACAAGCAAAGAAAAGGAAUAAUCCUCCAACUCAGAGCAGUCAUUCAGCCCUACUAUUCCAAUUAAUGUUAACAAAAGUAAUGAAAUCUGAUCCCUGUGUAAUCCGGUGGGAAGGUGCUUCUAAAGAUUAAGCGAAACGCAGAAGCGUUUAGCAGGAGCAUUCCGGCUGUGCCCAUUGAAGUGAAAGGGAGCUGAGCAAGCACCAGGCGGCUCUUGCACAGUUACCAUUUGUUUCGGUGGGGCUUGUCCAGCCUGAUGGUUUUUCACAAAGCAGCAUUACAGAUCCAAAAUAAACUAGGCCCUAAGGCUGGGUUCCCAACACAGCAUCCAUCGGCACCACAGUGCCCUCCUACACAUCAGUCUCAUUAAGGACCCAUUCCCCUCCUAAUUUCUAAAUUGAGGUGUAUGGGGCUUGUUUUGCUUUUGAGUGGAGCUGCUUGUUUGAACAGGGACCUGUUUUUUAUGGAGGGGGUCUUGCUUUCUUGUCUGUGUUUUAUCUGUUCUUUUGCAAGGUGUAGGUGUCUGAGCAGGUACCUGAGCAUCGCCAGUUUUUCUUCUGUGAAAUAUUUUGUGAAAUACUUCUGUGAAGUAUUUUGUGGUGGGUGCCCAUGGCAGUUUUUGAGAUUCCCAGAUGUCCCUAGGCCCAAAAGGUUGGGCAUAUUUUCUCCCCUUUCAAAGCCUUUUGGGUGGCUAACCCACAUACAGCAAAUGACUGAGAAAACAAAAACAAAAAUGUAUAGGUGCUUCUUAUUGUUAGGAAUCUCCUCAUUAUUCAUUGAUUGAAUUUCACAUUAAACCUUUUCUAGAUUAUUGGUUGCAUAUCUGGUUUUCAGAUCCCAACCUCUUAUUUGAUAUUACAGGUUACUUACCUGUAUUCAAGCCUGAUCUUUAACCAGUCCAUUUCAUGGGAUUCUUCGUAGAGAACUCAAGUGUUCUUGUUUCAGUUUCCCAAAUUUCAAGAGAUAAAGUGCAGUGUCAAGUUUGUAUGUUGUUCCAUAUACAAACCAUUUUUUUUGUACCUUAUGAUUGUGGGGUCCUAUUUUUCUCGCAUACAUUUUUUGUAAACUUACAUGACUUUCAGUAAAUAAACAGAAGGCCCAUAAACUAUGUUUUUGUUAAAUUGUACUUUUAAGUUUACCCAUUUAUAAACGCUUGCUUUUCUUUAGGGAAGCUCUGGGAGAGAGAAGGCGUUGUUUCUAAGGCUGUACUUGCUUCAAGGAAUAAGCCAUUAUCAUAAUGGCAGAGAGAGGGAGGCUGGUGAAAAUCUUCAAAGGGUAAGUUUCUGUGUCCCUAAGCAUGUGCAGUUGCCUGGAAGGAGGCCCCUUUGAACACAGUUGUGAAGCAUCAGAUUCCCAGUGUUAUUUUUCCUAAAUAGCCUGUUAGCAGAAAAACGGUUUUCUUCAUAUUUUAUUCAUUCCCUUGAGCAGAAAUGUAUUUUUCCUUUUCCUCUUCUUUUUCUAUGCAGGCACAUGACUUGUUUAAAGAGUUGUGCAUCGAUCCUGACAAGAUAAACAGCUUGUUACUACUGGGAUUCUCUGCUCAGGAAGCCCGCCUGGGUCUCCGAGCUUGCGAUGGGAAUGUGGACCAUGCUGCCAGCCACAUUUCCAGCAGGAGAGAGGUACAGUGCCAGGGUGGUACCAUAAGGGUCUGUUUUAUAUUACUGUGGUGCAGCAAGUGGGGAAACAUGAGGAAAAGCUAAAUACCACCAGCAUUGGAGAUAUGUGUGUGUGUGUGUGUGUGUGUGUGUGUGUGUGUUGCUGCAUGACAAACCACUGAAGACACCUCAGAGAGGUUUCCGCAUAAUGACCGAAUGGGUGGAUCCAACCAUUAAAGAGGCAGAGCUGUACUCACUUACACGUUGCUUUUCCCAUUUAAAAAGGUCAUGGGCUGAAUUUCUAAACAGCUUCUGAACUUUUGAAUUUAAUGAACAAUUUGAACAUCCUUUGGUAGAAACCUCUGAGAGAGGUGAAAAAAGAAACUUGUCCAAAGUCUGUGCUGCACAAACCCUUUUUGAUUGUAAUAAUAAUAAUAAUAAUAAAUUUUUAUUUAUACCCCCCGCCAAGACCGGGCUCAGGGCGGCUAACAACCAGUAAUAAAAACAAGUUGAUUAAAAUACAACAUUAAAACAAUUAGGGAGCAAUCUCUUCAUAGGAGGAGAAAGGAAAAAGAAAGGAGGAAGGAAUCAAUCUGAUUCCGAGCCAAAGGCCAGGUGGAACAACUCUGUUUUACAGUCCCUGCGGAAAGAGAUCAGAUCCCGCAGGGCCCUGGUCUCAAGAGACAGAGCAUUCCGCCAGGCAGGAGCCAGUGUUGAGAAGGCCCUGGCUCUGGUUGAGGCUAAUCUAACUUCCUUAGGGCCUGGGGCCUCUAGGGUGUUGCUAUAUAUGGACCUUAAGGUCCUCCGUGGGGCAUACCAGGAGAGGCGAUCCCGUAGGUACGAGGGUCCUAGGCCGUGAAGGGCUUUAAAAGUCAAAACCAGCACCUUAAAUCUGACCCUGUACUCCACCGGCAGCCAAUGCAGCUGGAAAAGCAUUGGGUGAAUAUGCUCCCAUGGCAGAGACCCCGUGAGGAGCCUCGCUGCAGCAUUCUGCACCCGCUGGAGUACAGAAUGUAUUGUAGACUUUCUGUGCAUUCCCUGUAUCACUUCCUUGAGAACUAUUGCACCAAGUGGUUUGAUGACUGCCGCUUUCAUCAGGUCCACUGUAAGGACGCCAGCAAGAAACAGUUGUAAUGGGAAGAAAUGUGUCUGAGUCAAAGGAUAAUCUUAACAACACAGAAAAUAUCCACCAGGAGUGUGUGUGGGUAUGUAGCUUGCUUAUCUAAUAAAUAGCUUUCUCCCUCCACCCCCGCCCCCCUAAACCACCACUUGUACAGGAAAAAGCUCAAAUAAGAAGAGAGGAGAGAGCUAAAAGAAGAAAGCGAUUGGAGGACAUUAACUCCUUGAAGAGUAUGGGCUAUUCAGAGCGAACUGCUAGAGAAGCUCUUCAUAAUGCAAAAGGAGACCUUGAACUAGCGGUUAAGGUAAAUGCUUUUCCAAACUUUUAUUAAACUGCAAAAGAAAAAUCCCACAUUCAGUUGAAGUACAUAAAAAGAAAUUCUGUUGGCUUUAUAGUUCUCUGGCCUUCUUCACUUUUAUGGACCCUAACAUUAAAUCCCAACCUGGCGAAUCAGGUUUCACUGUGCACUGAUAUGUAGAGUCUUGAACAUGUUCAUUGGACAACGCUCUUGAUUCUAGGAGUUUCUUACCAAGCCUCCCUGUGCCUGGAUCUGCGAAAUGAAACAAAUGGAUUUCAGCCGCAAACAAGUUCACUGAGCAAAUAAGGAAGAGGGGGUGUCAAGCUCCAUUUGAUGAUCCAAUGCCUGUUGUUUUCCCCCUAAAAAACUGAAAGGUGGCCAUUAAAGCAAGAAAUAAUGGCUGUCUUUGUGGCUACUCUUCAGGAGUCCUACAUUGAGGGUGGUCAGUGGCACCCAAAAUGAGAUGGAGGAUAGUCCGGGGUGCAUAUAGUAUCCCACCCCACUCUCCCAAUUGUUUUUUUGGACAAUCUAACACUUGUGUGAACUGGGGAGGUGUAAAUUUGUUCAGUAUAUAUACUCACUGUUUGUUGUCUGCUCUAGAUUAUGCUUGAAAACCCUCACCUACUCCUAUCAGAUGAUGACGAUCCGGUGCCCAGGAACCAGUUUCAAGUUCCCCAGGAAAGUAUUGAUCAAGUAAGUCCAGAGAAUAAGCUUACAUUUAAGAAAAACAAAUCCAGUGACUUUUAGGGUUAUCAGGCCUUGUUCUCCUUCUAAGGUCCAGUUAUAGUUCAUUGCAAGCUACUGUUUACUUCAGCAAAGCCGAUUAGUAGACCCUAGGUAUAUUUGUGGUGCAUUUUCCCCAAACCCAUACCUCUUGCAUCGUGGAACAAGAGCUGAGAGUGUGGCGUUUGUAUAUGGGACGUGCACUUCAAACUCCCAUUCAGCCAUGCAGUGGUAGCCUUAGGCAACUGUUCUCUCUUGGUGGAACCCAAAUUAAAGUCAUUCUUAGAGUGAGAUUUAUUGAAAUCAAUGAUGCUUAAGUUAGUUAUGACUUGGGUCUAAAUCUGACUGCGUGCUGUCUUUUUGUGUUACCGUAACCUAGCUUAUCAGGGAUGCGGGUGGCGCUGUGGGUUAAACCACAGAGCCUAGGACUUGCCGAUCAGAAGGUUGGCGGUUCAAAUUCCCAUGACGGGGUGAGCACCCAUUGCUCGGUCCCUGCUCCUGCCAACCUAAGCAGUUCGAAAGCACGUCAAAGUGCAAGUAGAUAAAUAGGUACCGCUGCGGCAGGAAGGUAAACAGCGUUUCCGUGCGCUGCUCUGGUUCGCCAGAAGCGGCUUAGUCAUGCUGGCCACAUGUACGCCGACUCCCUCGGCCAAUAAAGCGAGAUGAGCACCGCAACCCCAGAGUUGGCCACGACUGGACCUAAUGGUCAGGGGUCCCUUUACCUUUAACCUAGCUUAUCAAGCUGUUCUGACAUGAAAAUGCUAUGUUGCCCUCUUUGGAGGAAGGGUCCAAUGGCUGGUGACGUGUAUAUCUUCCUUGUCCUUUUCUUGCUUAGUUGGUGUAUAUGGGCUUUACUCCUGAAGCAGCAGAGCAAGCUCUGAAAGUGUUUAAAGGCAACAUUCAGCUGGCUGUGCAAACACUUGCUCAUUAUGGGGGAUCUCUCCCUGCUGAAUUACAGACCCCUUCAGAUAGCAUCACUCCCUCAGAUGAAUCCAGUUCGUCAAAAGACUCUCCUACGGACUCUGCAGGUAAAGGGGUGGGUGAGAUACUGUGGGGUGAUGAAACCAGGAGAGAAGAGGAAAUUAUGUCGCAUACAUAGUGCCGGUUGAGACAAGGAAGAUGGAGCACAGAAAUACUGGGAAAUUUCCUUCUCCGUGGGCAGCUUCAUACAUGUUUGGACUGUAGCAGCAAGGAGAAUGUUAAGUCAGACACUGCACUAUAAAGUCGAGGUGAUUCACACAUUCAGCUGUGAGUUCUUAUCACACGAUGCAUGUGGGAACUGUUCCCCAUUUCUCGAAUUGCUUAGUUCUCCAUAUUGACUGUGCAGCUGCCAAGUAGCCGCAUGAUGGCUUGAUGCUGUAAAACUGACAAGACAGCUUUACAGAAGUAUUUCUGAUGGUAUGCACUGGAGGCAUUUGAUUUAGUCUUAGUGUUAUUGUGCAGCUGAUAGGUUUGUUUGUUUGUUUGUUUGUUUUAUUUUCAUUUAAGUAGGAUAGCUCAGUUGGUAAAGCAUGAGACUCUUAAUCUCAGAACGUGGGUUCAAGACCCACAUUGGCAAAAUAUUGCAGGGGGGCAGACUAGAUGAUCCUCAUGGUUCCUUUCAACUCUACAAUUCUGUGACUUACAAAUAAGAUAAGAUAUACCCAGUUAAAAAAACAACAGCCUAACCUCAACCACAUUUAAUUGCUGCAAUUACUCUGACAGCAUAAUUUACUUUUUUAUUUAUUUUUAUUUUGUUUUUAUUUUUAAUUUAUUAAUACCCCACCUUUCCACCAGAACCAUGUCUUAAGGAUGCUUACAAAAAUUAAAACAAGCACAGAUUCAACACAGAAAGAUAAAGCAAAUAAAAGAUGAGUUUAAAAGUAAUUAAAACAAUGUUUAAAAAAUCCUAAAUAUUAAUAUUAAAAACUCUAAAAACAGCACAGCACUAUUAAAUAUUGACAAUAUUUCCUGAUGGGAAAUUUGUUGUUCCAAACAUCACUAACGCUGCCCAUCAUUUCUUAGGCUGCUGAGACACUGCAUCAUGACCUGUCUGUACAUCCAUAAUGGCUAUUAUUUUUGUCAUAAGCAUUAUGUGCACAGUUUUUCUGCACUAUACAUUGGUAAAUGGUAAUUAUUGAAUAUGUUAUAUGGUCAUAAGCAACCAAUCUAUUAUUUAUUUAUUUAUUUAUUUAUUCCCCAUAAAUCAUCUUACUAUUUUCAUUGUUAUCAGGAGAGAUACUAAAAGUGGUGAGUUAGUUGCAGACAGUUUGAGAGAUACUGAACAUGGUUUUUUUUUUAUAGAAAAGAAUAAGGGAGUACUCUGAUGUGCUCUCUGAACUUCUUUGAGCAGGUUCCACAUUUGAAAGUCUUGAAACUACGGUGGUGGGUGGGUUUGCAUAGUUUCCUGAACUUCAAUGCAUGUCAUAAAUCUUCCUACAGUGGUGCCCCGCAAGACGAAUGCCUCGCAAGACGGAAAACCUGCUAGACGAAAGGGUUUUCCGUUUUUGAGUUGCUUCGCAGGACGAAUUUCCCUAUGGGCUUGCUUCGCAAGACGAAAAUGUCUUGCGAGUCUUGAGAUUUUUUUUUCCGCUCCCCCCCCCUUUUUCUAAGCCACUAAUAGCCUUUUAGCAGCUAAACCGAUAAACCUUUAAUAGCCGCUAAACCGCUAAUAGCGCUAAUCCGCUAAGCUGCUAAUAGGGUUGCUUCGCAAGACGAAAAAACCGCUAGACGAAGACACUCGCGGAACGGAUUAAUUUCGUCUUGCGAGGCACCACUGUAUCAUGAAUGUAUUGCAAUGGCAGGUCCUUCUGGCCCCUUCCUAGGUCAUAAAGUCAGAGACUUCUUUUGCCACCUUAAUAUCUUUAUAGAAGAUCACUGAAGUUAGUGGAGAGGACUCUGAUGCCCACUUGUUCCCUCACAACAUCCUUGUACUACUUAGGCUAUGUAUAGAUAGAUGUUUUUUCAUGUGUAUAUAUAGACUAGGAACAUCCCAUUCUUUCAGGUGGAUUGCUAGUCUUAGCUAUCCAGUAUCAUAGCAGAUAUCCCGUCUAGACUCCCACCAUUGACCCAGAGAACUUAAUACGGCUAUGCAUUAAUGUUAAUUACCAUUGCUGUCUGGCGAUGCCAUCCCCUUGUCCCUCCAUCUCCAUUACGAAACCUCAGCUUUGAUGCCAGGGAUUUUGGUAGGUCCAAACAAAGUAGUUUAUAAUUGCUUGAAUCAAGUUCAGCUUUUCUUCCUUGGGCAGUUUUAUUAUCAAGUUACGAAAGAAAGAAAAACUCAGGCAAGACGUGCAUUUUUAGCGUUGUCGUCCUGUCCAGCAGAGUUAUGUUUUUAAUUUGGACCGCUCUAGUAUUUGCUGUUUCGCCUUGAAUGUGAGGGUAUUAUUUUCGACCGUUUAUUUUUUCUGUCGUUAGAAAAAGUGCCCCAGAUAUCUCCCUAUGUUUGGCUUUCCACUUAGCUUCACAUCAGUGGGCAAUUUCCACUUCAGUUGUGUCUCUGUUUACUCAGACUUGUCAAAACUCAUAUACUGCCAGAUCUCAAAAAAAGCUCAUUUAACUGUGACAAGGUUAAGGCUCUUGGGGGUAAGGGGAGAAUCCAGGCUCUCCAACCAUGUGUCUUCCACCCUAAGUCAUCCUGUGGACUCUAGGGUACAACAUUGAUCAAUACAUCAGAUACCAAAGAUGACAGGGGAGCCUUGUUUUAUGCCUCUCUGAAGAUAGACAGUCCUUGACUGCUGCCCAUUGCCCAGAAUGCCACCUGUAAAAGGAAUCUAUCCAAAUUCUUAUCCCAUACGUUUAAAGUUUAUCUAAAGCACCUCUUAAAAUAUUACAUCUCCUUUCUGCAUCUUCUGUGCAUUCAUUAAUGGAGAAAUGGACACAAUUCGUUAUACCAAUUACUACAUCUUUUGUUUUUGUUCAUGGGGGAGCGGGCUGCUUAUGUAAAAAUUAGAUCAAAUUCCUCCCUUAAGAAAAGAGAGCCGUCAUUUUUAAUGGGUUGUUCAACCCACUUACAUCCAAGCUCAUCCAUUUGAAAUUACUCAUUUUUUUAUUUUUUGUCUGAAAAAAGAGAAAAGGAAAAAGAGAAAAGAAGAAAGAGGAAAAACUCAAGGUAAUAACGGCCUUCCUAUUAUCACUAAUUGCUUGUCGGAAUGAGAUGAAACAGUAUAAUUAAACUCAAAGAUGGCACCCUAAAAUUCCCCACUGUAUCUUCAGGGCAGCACUGCCUUCACAAUCUUCUUUAUUUCUUAUAUCCUCUGUUGUCAUGUCAUUUAAAGCUACACUUUCAACCUCCUCUGAGCUUAUAUAUAUGUUAUAUACCCUCUGCCUCUUGCACUGAGUGAUAGUCAGCUCUCUUUAAUAAUCUACCAUUAAUUUCAUGGGAAACCCCAAUCUGUAUAUUCACUUUUCUUUACUUAAUGGUGGUUUAAAAAAAUGUAAUUCCCUCCUUUUCAAGUAUAAACCUGAAUAAACUAAAACUUCCAAUCAUUCUACCAUCAAUUUAGGGAUUUUGUAUAGUGCAUUUCCUCUAAAUCUUUCCUCUGCCUGUUCUAUAAUUUUACUAAGAGAUUUUGAGGCAUGUUGGUUUUUCUAAAAUGUUUAUUUAAGAUCCUAUGGUUGAAAUCCUAUGCCCAUUUUCCUAGAAGUAAGCCCCUCUGAACACAGUGGGCCUUUGAGUAAGCAUGCACAGGUUUGUGUUGUAAAAGCUUUAACAAUCUUUGCUUUGGUCUUAAUACCUGAACUUAUACAUGCAGUGAUCAGUUCCUUUAGACUGCAAUCCCAUACACACUCACUUUGGAGUAAGUCCUACUGUGACUUAAUUCUGAAUAGACAUGUAUAGGAUUACGCUUUUACAUAAAGAACUAGCUCAGCUCCAUCUCCUUCCUUCAGUCUUCUUACUCUGAUGAUACCCUGUUCUUAUGCUUCUGAUGUCUAUAUCCUCUGAGGGAUCUGAGAAUUUAUCUGCUGUCUCUUCUUGUUCAUUAAACCUUUUGCUUGUAUGUGAAAGGCUCUUACAAACUUGUUUGUACUUGUCACAAUUUCCUAGAUUCCUUUUUGUAUUUUAACCACUUUCUGUUCUUAUACUAAAUUUGUUUUAUGCUUGAACGCUCUAAAUCUAAAGAGCUUACUUUCAAAUGUUGGCUUCUGCUUCAUGCAUGGAUUUUAUAAUGGGUUGCAUGUAGCCAAUGCUGGUUCUACUCUGAGUAGGGCCAUUAAAAUUAAUGGACAUAACUAACUUAGGUCCAUUGAGUUGGAUACAACCCACUAAAUGAUAUUUUUCUUUAAAUAUUAGCUCUUUAUCCAUAAAAAAGUCUUGCACAGUGACGGCUUGAAUAGAUUCCAGGGUCAAGUCACUAGCAUCUUGGGGUGGCCCCUCCCCCCUUUCGUUAUGUUAAUGUUCACAAUACCGUUGUCAGUAACUAGUUACGGGUCUGGACGUUAUGGAAAUAAUCCCUGCUUCUCAUCCCCCACUGAUACCGUGCUUGAUAGAAUCUGGAAAAGGUUUAAGUCUGAACAGUACAUCUCAACUAUUGACCAGAUUAGAGAUUCCUAUAAAGCCUUUUACCAAAUCAAAUUGUUGAUGCAAAGUACUGUUGCAGAAGAGCUAAUGUUAUGGUGAGGUACCUUUUGAGACUUGAGAAUUAGAGACUUUUCCGUCGUGUGUGCUACAUGCCUGUCUUGUUUGCAGGCACUUCCGGGGCUUCAACUGAUGAAGACAUGGAAGUAGAUGCUGUCAAUGAAAUCUUAGAGGACAUCCCAGAGCACGAAGAAGAUUAUCUGGACCUAACUCUGGAAGAGGAAGAGCUUGUCAUCAAUGAAUACCUCUCUUACAUACAGCACCUGCAAACACAGUCCCAGUAGGCAAAUUCUGAAAGACUCCAGUAUCACAUACAUGAACCAGCAUUUGUGGGGCUUAGAUCCAGGGGGGAAAUUAGUUGCAUGUAAGUCGCAGUGAAGUCAGUGGGUCAUGACUAAUUUUAAGUGUAAUGUACUUAGUCUAGAUUAGGACCGUGGACUUCUAAUACUUAGAUUGCAAAUAUGUCUGACCCUCUUUUUGCCAAAUGCCUUAAGUUAAGUCAGUUGCAUAUUUUUUAAAAACAAACACUGGCAUGAGUAAAACCUGUAGUACUAUUAAUCUAGAGUGACACUGGAGAGGAAUACAUUUAAUUGUAGAACAAAAAUAUUUGCAGAAGAAAUAUUUUUAUAGAGAGCUUCGAUAUAUUAUAUUGGUGUGAAAUUCAUCUAUUUAAUUAGUAGAGCAAAUAAAAUCAGUUCUGCAUACAUUCACAAAACCCAGAUUUCUUUUAAAACCGCAGAUCUGACUGUGACAGCACAUACAUAGUAUCCACUGUGACUAGCUCUAAUAUCUUCUGGUCGCAGAAAUAGAGACCUAAGUGUAUAGAUUUUGUCCGUUCUUAUAGAGCUUUUUCUGGCCAUCCUGUAUUCUAGAGCCAGCUGUAAAUCUAUGGUGCAUGGACUUUAAAGAGCUCCUUUUUUCAAUAAUGCAGUAACAACCGAUAAAAAAACCCCCACCCAUCCAUCACAUUUAUUGCAGUUUCCCCAUAAAGCUGAGGACUGCCCAUUUGGAAGUGGUAGGCACUGAAGUUAAUUAAUUAUCUUUAAAGGAAGAGGCUCUUGGGCAAUGUCCCAUGUUGCUUUUCCCUGCUGAUGCUUUUCCCUGGAAAAGUGAUACAAGUAUGGAUAUUCAUACUAUACAAAUAGCCAAACAUGUGCUUGAACUUCAGUUGCAGCACAUCAGUUUAGGAGUCUUUUGUUUCAAUUGCAGCCAUUUUGUGACCUCUUCCCCUUGUUGUCAGAAUGCAAAUGAAAGAAAUACUGCAAGCAGAGCUUUUAGAAAUGGGCUGGUGGGUUCUCCUGAGCUGCCUUGCUUAACCCUGUUCAAGAAGGAAAUUGUGUGGCCUCGCUUGCACUAAACCAAACCAUGCCUUAGCAAAAAGGAGCAAGUAUGCCAGGCACUCAGAGUGAAUAUCAUGGUCACUAGGCCGUGGUUCGGUUUAGUGCUGUGAGUGAACCUAGACUUGUGUGUCUCCCUGAAACAAACCACUAGUGGUGAAUCUAGAACCACAAACUUGGAUUCACACACAACACCAAGCCCAAACCAUGCCUUAGCUCUGGGUAAUAUGGCAGCAGCAGGACAAGGGGAGGAGUGAAAGGGUUGUGAUUUUUGCUCUGGGUACCAGCACACAUGCUCAUUUUUGCCAAGCCAUAAUUUGGCUUAGUGUUACGCGCAACCUGUGACGUGGUCUUUAGUCUAGGCUGUGCUUGUUCAGUAGUACCAAAAUUUAAGGUUUCUUGCCUUAAAAAUAGAAGUGUGUUAAAAGUACAAAGGCAGGCGCCAUGCUGUGUUAAACCAUUAAACCAUCCAGUUCAGUACUGAUAACUCAUGCCAUCAUUGGCUCUGUGGGAUCUCAUGCAAAGAAACACCUUUUCCAGUUUUUGCAAUAUCCCGUAACUGCUAAAUCUGUGUCUUCAGUAAAUCAUCCUGCACUGUUAUCACUGCUGAUUAGCAAACCUUGGAAAAUUAACUUGCAAACUGCAGCCAUAGAGAGCCUAUAGGAGGUGGUUUUGAUCUGGACAGGGUUGGCAACGUGGUACGAUUCUUCCUUGUACUGCUGGCUUACAAAUCACUCCCCUCCUUUAUCCUUCCAACGCAAAUUAAGCCCCUCUUGAUAACCAGACAGGGAACUACUGGUUGUAGUGGUGAUGUAGCCACAAUCUCAUGUGCAUUUAUGUAUACACCAGUUUUUGCAGCUAUAAACAAGGGGAAGUAAAUAAAGAAUUGUUGGUAAAAACAUGGCAGACACUAUUUUUUAACCUGCCUAGCAGUCCUAGUUCUGAAGGGAGCCUCCAAUGUGUUUAAAAUGCAACAAAAUAGGCAAAAGAAACUAUUAAGAGGCAAAUGUGUAUACAAGUUUUUUUCCGCAGAUGUUCCAGCUGCUACUGUGCUUCUGAAUCCCUGGACCACAAAAAAAUCUCAGAGUAAAUUGCUCUGAAAUGUUAGUCUCUCACCUAGGAGGCUGCCAUUGCCUCCUUAAAUCUCCUGUAGUUUGGUCUCCUGGGGGCAGAUUCAAGAGGCACCAGGAGAGCAAACGUGUUUAUAUAGCAAUAAAGCUUCAUGAUCUUAACUGGCACCCACAUUUUAAGUAUUAAUGAAGAACUACAAUUAUUGCCUUUGAUCUAGUAACUUCUGUUUUUAUGAUGUGAUGGUUCUUGCACCCAAACCUUUCCUCCUGUGACACAGGAUAAAAACCUUGGUCCUUGAAGAGACCUUCCCAAACUGAAAAAUAAGUUGCUGUCUCGCCACUAGAGGUCAGCCGGGAUUCAUUCAGUAUUUUAACUAAUAUGAGACAGAAAUGCAGGGUUCCUGUUCUGGAGAUAAUGCUCCUUAAGGCUGUGCUGGACUUGCUGCCAUUAAAAUGGCUUGGUCAGGACAGGGGCAGGCAGCCAGGUCACGGAGCAUCAUUCUCCCAUCAAGGCACACCCCAAAAGCCACAAACCAAGUCUGAUCAUCAGAAGGCGAUCUUGAACCUGGAUGUAUUGUGUGCACAUUAGGCACCUUACUUCACUUUUCCAAGGGACAGGACUAGAAAAUGGUAGGUUUCGUUUUUCUGAAAUGUCCUGAUGCACUUUGGGUGGUAACUUUAUGAUUGAACACAGUCAUUUGGGUGAUGACAAGUAUCAGGCACAUGAGAUUUGCUUCUCAGAUAAGGGGGGAUGUAGCAGCUCCUACCAGUGUCAUUGUCCUUACAACUAACUAGCACUUUCUGAUGGGAAGACAAUGUGCUGGUUAUCUGUUGUUUUCAGCCAUACAGACAGAAUAAAGAGUAUCUGCACUUGCUUGGAGACUUAAUUCAUUUUAUGAAUUCUUGAAAAGCCCAGCCAUAGUGGUGGAGAGGAAGUGGGGCUCCUGACACUUUUUCUGUAGCCUUUUUGGUGCUAGGUUUCUUAACUGUGUUUUAAAUACAAUGGUACCUCAGGUUAAGAACUUAAUUCGUUCGGGAGGUCCAUUCUUAACCUGAAACUGUUCUUAACCUGAAGCACCACUUUAGCUAAUAGCUGCCGCUGCGCCACCGCUGCACGAUUUCUGUUCUCAUCCUGAAGCAAAGUUCUUAACCCGAUGUAAUAUUUCUGGGUUAGUGGAGUCUGUAACCUGAAGCGUAUGUAACCCGAGGUACCACUGCAC